This is a messenger RNA of Monodelphis domestica (gray short-tailed opossum), 18651 nucleotides long. RefSeq lists its product as uncharacterized. Gene Ontology annotation, molecular function: DNA-binding transcription factor activity; RNA polymerase II cis-regulatory region sequence-specific DNA binding. Gene Ontology annotation, biological process: regulation of transcription by RNA polymerase II. NCBI's taxonomy places the organism in Eukaryota, Metazoa, Chordata, Mammalia, Didelphimorphia, Didelphidae. The record is from RefSeq and is a predicted model, not a curated record.
UUUAGAAUAUUUUUAAUUAGUUAAAUAAUUUAAUUUAGAAUAUUUUCCCAUGGUUACAUGAUUAAUAUUGCUCCCCCCUCCCUUAGCCAAUGAGAAAUUCCACUGGGUUUUUCAUGUGUGAUCAUGUCUGAUCAAAAUCUAUUUCCAUAGUAUUAAUAUUUGCACUAGGGUGAUUAUUUAGAGUCUACAUCCCAAAUCAUAUCCCCAUCAAGUCACGUGAUCAAUCCUAUGUUUUUCUUCUGCGUUUCUACUCCCACAGUUCUUUCUUGGGAUGUGGAUAGCUUCUUUCUCAUAAGUCCCUCUGGAUUGUCCUGAGUCAUUGCAUUGUUGCUAGUAGAGAAGUCCAUUACAUUUGAUUGUACCACAGUGUAUCAGUCUUUGUUCUUUUUGCUCUGCAUCAAUUCCUGGAGGUCUUUCCAGUUCACAUGGAAUCCCUCCAGUUCAUUAUUCCUUUUUAGCACAAUAGUAUUCCAUCGCCAACAUAUACUACAAUGUGUUCAGCCAUUCCUCAUCCAGGGGCACCCCGACAUUUUCCAAUUUUAUGCCACCACAAAGAAUAUUUUAGGAUAUUAAAACACUUGAUUGAUGGGGUGAUACAAUAACAUGAUUUUGCCAAAUUUUACAAUUUAAUUCACAAUCUCACAACAUCCGAAGCUGCUUUUCUACAGUUUCUUUACAUAGAAUUUCCUUUGAUCGUAAACAUCAUUUUGGGUUUGAAACAUGAAACAAAACUUACUAUCAAACUGUCAAAUUCCCUUACACAGAACUGCUUCCACUGACUCCGCUUUGCACUUUCAAUCACAUCAAAACCGGUAAAUAAGUUAUCUACAUAGUAGAAAGCAGUUACUCAAUGAAACCAGGAACAAGACUUGGCAUCUCUGCAGGGCUUGUCCUCUCCCCACCAGGUAUCUGAGCCUAUUUCCAGCUCAUCCUGCUGAUAGGAGAGGUCAUGUGGCUACUGAAAGUCGCAGGCAGGCGGAAUCGGUGCUUUUUCUUCAUUUCUUCUUCUUAACAACUCUCAGGACUUCAAAAGGAAAGGAAAGGUCUCCUUCCUUCCACACUCCACUGCAAAAUCCUCAGCUCCUAACAGCCUCGGCCCUGUUUCUUUUCCAAAGGUUGGAACAAUCUUUGCCUCUAUCCAGGGGCCUAAUCAAUCGCUUUGUGUCCAUGGAAACGAGCCCUAAACCUUUCUCAAUGGAGGCCUUUCAGAUGAGCAGCUUCACCCUCCCCCCACCCCCCUUCCGGAGCCCAGUUUCCAGCUGUAAUUUGACUCACGUUAUUUCCCUGUAGCCUUUACCCCAUAGAAGUUGUCCUCCUUCCCGUCCUGAUCUGCCCCUUCCCUUCUUGUUCACAUCUUUUUCUCCUCCAAUUCUUUUUUGAAGCUUUACCUUCCGUCUUGGAAUUAAGGUAAGGGCACUUGGGGGUAAGUGACUGACCCAGGGUCACACAGCAAGGAGGUGUCUGAGGCCGGCUUGAACCCAAGACCUCCUGCCUCCAUCCACGCCCCCCCCCCCCCAUUUUAAUUCCAAAUAGCGAGGCCUGGAGGGGGGAAGUCCCGCCCGGGUCCUGGCUUCAAAUGCCGCUCAGAAACUUCCUAGCUGUGCGACUCUGGAUAAGUCUUCUGCCUUGGAACUCCGCCUCGGUCAAUCCUGAGUCCGAGGGGAAGGCUUGGCCAGGUUCCGGGCCACGGCUCGCGCUGCCCCCUCCCCCGCCAUCUCCAGGAAUGCGGCGGUUUCUCCCUUUGGGAUCUCAGCGCCGAUCCUAAGUCCAGAAAGAGCUGAACCGGCGGAGGGACGUCCCCAAACGAUCUCGUUUCUCCCCUUACGGAGCUCAGUUUCUCCUCCCGGAAGCCCGGGCUGCGGCCGAAAGGUGCCACAGAGCCUCCCAGUAGCAGUCCGCAACCCCGAGACCCCAGAGACAUCCCGGAAGGAAUCGCCCCCAUUAUUCCUCCACGGGAUGGCGCCUAGGAGUUCUCACAGGUUCAGCCCCUCCCUCUCCAGGGCGCUAAAUCCAGGGGAGAGCGAGAGAACUGCAUUUCCCAGAAUGCCGGUGUCGUGACGUCACGCACACCUCAGCCCCUCCUCCUAUGGCAGCCCUGGGGCAUGGUGGGCUUGUCAGGAUCCAGGCUGCAGCUGGCUGGAGGGAGCCGAGGUUUGCUUCUUCCUCCGCAGCUGGAUGCAGACAGCACAUUUGAAGUGAGGAGAUGACCACCACGCUGAGCCUCUGUGGAAGGGGAUGAAUUCAGGAGGGAUUUUUCCUUUGACUUCAAUUUAAGAAAAAUCUGUGACUGAUAACAAGGGAGAAAAAAAUCCAAAGUGAUUGUGAAUUUGAUGAAACUGGAAAGAGAUUCAGACAACAUUCAAUUGUAAAUCCCUCAGGGAGUAACUGUCCUCAGGAUAGUGGAUAUAACAAAUGCUUUCCUGAAUUGGUAGAACUUCCUCAGUCCCUUUGGAAAUCUCCUGAAAUGCAAAAGUAUCAGGACAACCUAAGGGAAAUGGCCUCCAGGUGAAGUUCAGACCUCAUUAGAAAUUUAAAAAGUUAUCCUGAAGAAAUGCAUUCUCUAAGUAAUAAAGGAGGGAAGACCUUCCCACAGAACUCUAAGCUUGCUGGACAUCAGAGAAUCCACACUGGUGAGAAACCUUAUGAAUGUAAUCUAUGUGGAAAGACUUUCACCAAGAGCUCUAGUCUUACUAAACAUAAAGGAAUCCACAAUAAAAAGGGACUUCAUGAAUUUAAACAAUGUGGAAAGGUUUUGAAAGAGAAAGACAAUCUUGCUGAACAUCAGAGAAUCCAUACUGAAGAGAAACAUUUUGAAUAUAAACAUUGUGGAAAGGCUUUCACACAUGUCUCUAAUCUUAUUGAAUGCAAGAAAAUCUACACUGGAGAGCAUGGUAUGCAAAGAGAAAGUCUCUCCACCUUGAGUAUCCUCCCUGAAGAGCACCAAAAUCUAGCCCAAGGAGAGACCUUGGAACCAGAGAGAAUGAUACCUGAGACCCAGAGACCCCCAACUCAGGAGUCAGUAACGUUCCAGGAUGUGACUGUGGACUUCACCCAGGAAGAGUGGUGCAUAUUGGACCGUUCUCAGAAAAAGCUGUACAGGGAGGUCAUGCUGGAGAAUGUGCAGAAUCUGCUCUCUGUGGGGCUGCCAGUUCCCAGAGAAGAUUUGAUAUCCAGUUGUCAGCAAGGGGAAUCACCAUGGUUGUUAGAACAAAAAGGCACAAGGAGCUUUUGUCCAGAUGCAGAAACCAGUUUUGAAGUGAAGGAGAUGUCUACAAAGCUGAGCCUUGUUGUGAAAGGAUCUGGUAAGCAAAGAUUUAUGAAUGAGGAUCCCUAUGACUUCAUUUUAAGAGAAAGCUGUAAGUCUAAUAUCAAGGUAAAUAAAAAUCCAAAUAAUGACUGUGAAUUUGAUGGAAUUGCAGAGAAAUUCAGACAAUAUUCAAUCCUAAAUCAAUAUAAGAAAAUGACCUCUGGAAAUGAUUAUCAGAAUAAUGACUACAACAAAUACUUCCCUGAAAAAGCAGAACUCCUUCAGUCCCAUGGAAAACCUCCCGAAAGACCCAUUUAUCAAGAUAAUCUAGAGGAGAUGGCUUUUACUUGGAGAUCCAGUGUCAUUAGAUAUCCAAAAAGUAAUUCUGGAAAGAAACUUUCUGUGAGUAGUAAAGAUAAUAAGGGCUUCAGGCAGAACUCUGAACGUGCUCGAGAUCAGAGAAUCCACACUAGAGAGAAACUUUAUGAAUGUAAAGAAUGUGGAAAGGCUUUCACCCAGAGGAGCAGUCUUGUUGAACAUCAAAGAAUCCACACUGGAGAGAAACCUUAUGAAUGUAAACAAUGUGGAAAGGCUUUUACAGUGAGGGGCCAUCUUAUUGUACAUCAGAGAAUCCACACUGGAGAGAAACCAUUUAAAUGUAAACAGUGUGGAAAGGCUUUCAGACAGAAGGGCAAGCUUGCUGUACAUCAAAGAAUCCACACUGGGGAGAAACCUUAUGACUGUAAAGAAUGUGGAAAGGCUUUCACAACAAGCUACAGUCUUGCUUUACAUCAUAGAAUCCAUACUGGAGAGAAACCAUUUAAAUGUAAACAGUGUGGCAAGGCUUUCACACAGGGGGGCUCUCUUGCUGAACAUCAAAGAAUCCACACUGGGGAGAAACCUUAUGACUGUAAAGAAUGUGAAAAGGCUUUCACAACUAGCUACAGUCUUGCUGUACAUCAGAGAAUCCACACUGGAGAGAAACCUUAUGAAUGUAAGCAGUGUGGAAAGGCUUUUAAAGCGAGUGCCCAUCUUGCCAGACAUCAGAGAAUACACACGGGAGAGAAACCAUUUAAAUGUAAACAGUGUGGAAAGACCUUCACACGGAGCUCUAAUCUUAUUGAACAUCAUAGAAUCCACACUGGAGAGAAACCUUAUGAAUGUAAACAAUGUGGUAAGACUUUUACAGUGAGGGGCCAUCUUGCUAUACAUCAUAGAAUCCACACUGGAGAGAAACCAUUUAAAUGUAAACAGUGUGGAAAGGCUUUCACACAGCGGGGCUCUCUUGCUGAACAUCAAAGAAUCCACACUGGGGAGAAGCCUUAUGACUGUAAAGAAUGUGAAAAGGCUUUUGCAACUAGCUACAGCCUUGCUGCACAUCAUAGAAUCCACACUGGAGAGAAACCUUAUGAAUGUAAACAGUGUGGAAAGACCUUCACACAGAGCUCCACUCUUGCUGCACAUCAGAAAAUCCACACUGGAGAGAAGCCUUAUGAAUGUAAACAGUGUGGAAAGGCUUUCACACAGAGUUCAGGUCUUGCUGCACAUCAGAAGGUCCACACUGGGGAGAAACCUUACGAAUGUAAACAGUGUGGAAAGACCUUCACACGGAGCUUUAGUCUUACUGAACAUCACAGAAUCCACACUGGAGAGAAGCCAUUUAAAUGUAAACAGUGUGGAAAGGCUUUCACAACUAACUCUAAUCUUACUGAACAUUAUAGAAUCCACAGUGGAGAGAAACCAUUUAAAUGUAAAGAGUGUGGUAAAGCUUUCACAGAGAAUCGCAUACUUGCUGCACAUCAGAGAACCCACACUGGAGAGAAACCUUAUAAAUGUAAACAGUGUAAAAAGGCUUUCACAUGGAGGAGCUCUCUUUCUACACAUCAGAGAAUUCACACUGGAGAAAAACUAUGAAUGUAAUCAGUUUGGGAAUUCUUUCACAUAUAACUCCACACCUGCUAAAUGUCACACUGGAGAAAACGUGACAGACAUGUAUGAACCUUAACUGGCAGUUGGAUAAAUAACUGACUGAUUAAAAAACAGAUUUAAGUAGGUGGAAGGUGAUUAAUGAUUAUUGGUUAAUGCUUAUUGAUUAACUUAGGUAGUUAGAUAGUGGGUAUAUUCUUAGAUAGACAGAGUAGGUACAUAGGCCAGGCCUGGCCUGGAAGAACACAUUGCCCUCAAAGGCAGAUAUAGGAUUUUUUAGAAAAUUUUCAUUAGGAUUGGGAUCUUAGGUAUAGGUAUAAGAGUUCUCUCACUUUCCUCCUUUCUAUUUCCUAUCCAAACUUUCCUCAAAAUAAACUAAGUCUUUUGUGUUUAAGAAACUAUUCUCCUUACUUUUGUUCAAACUCCUACCCCCAAAUUUUAACCCUUCACAGCCUGGUGAGCCAGUUAAGAGUUUGAUUAAUCUGUUAAUAUUCUGUUCCUUAUCAAUAAUAGGAACAAGUAGAGGUGUAACUGUGGUGCUAGAUAUCAUGGUAUGGGUAGUAAAGGAGGUGAUGCCAAUUUAUCUCAGACAACUCUCACAACCUGAGACCUUCAAUGAGAUUUUUACAUCUCACAGUUUUGGAUUGUCUCUGGUUAAUACUGCUUAUGGGAGUAUUUGUGCUGUCCACAUUGUUUCAAGGGUAGCAACUGUAUCAAGUAUUUAGUUCAAUCCUUACUAAGAAAAGGAAACAACUAAAAGAGUAAUUAAUGAAGACUAAAGAUUGCAUCUCUCAUUUGACUAAAACUAUUGUCCAACAAAACGAAACUAUCUCUAAAGUGGCUCAACUUGAAAAUAGAAUCUUUCAAAUGGCUAGAACUAUUAUGCAACAAAAUGAAACUAUCUCUUACUUGACCCAACCUGCCUCUCCUACUAUUUCUAAUUCUCCCACCCAGGCAGCUAAUCCUAAAAAUCAAAAGAAAGAAGAUACUAAUCCUAGCAUAUCCCCUUUAAGAGAAGUACCAACUUUUGAUCCAAAAAAGAAAGAGUAACUUCGGCAUCACAAACAAUUUACCCCUCAGGAUAUGGAGGGAUUUAAGUGCAACAUUCCUUCUUUUGAGGAGGAGCCCAUAGCCAUAGAGAUGAUAUGCAGGCAAUUUGAUCCAACCUGGAUUGAUUUUGAAUAUCUUCUAGAUGAGUUACUAACAAAAAGGGAAAAGGUUAAAGUUAUCAGAUGUACCAGUGAGGAGUGGGGUGCAGUUGAUUGGCCUGAGAAUGAUCCUCAUUGGGACUUUACCGGGGAAAGCAACUAUGUAAGAUUGUGCCAAACUAGGGAAACAGUUCUUUUUUUUUCUUUAAUUGAAAAUUUUUUAAUUAAAGUAUUUUUCCAUGGUUACAUGAUUCAUGUUCUCUCCCCCCCCCCCCAUUGCUGAUGCCCAAUUCCACUGGGUUUUACAUGUAUAAUCGAUCAAGACCUUUUUCCAUAUUAUUGACAUUUGCACUAGGGUGAUCAUUUAGAGACUACAUCCCUAAUCAUAUCCCCAUCAAUCCAUGUGAUCAAGCAGUUGUUUUUCUUCUGUGUUUUAUUUCCACAGUUCUUUCUCUGGAUGUGUAGAGAGUUCUUUCUCAUAAGUCCCACAGAAAUGUCCUGGAUCAUUGCAUUGUUACUGGUAGAGAAGUCCAUUAUAUUCGAUUGUACCAGAAUGUAUUAGUCUCUGUGUAUAAUGUUCUCCUGGUUCUGCUCCUUUCACUCUGCAUCAGUUCCUGGAGGUCGAUCCAGUUCUCAUGAAAUUCCUCCAGUUCUUUAUUUCAUUGAACACAAUAGUAUUCCAUCUCCAACAGAUACCACAAUUUGUUUAGCCAUUCCCUAAUUGAAGGGCAUCCCCUCAUUUUCUAAUUUUUUUCCCCCACAAAGAAUAAGACUAUAAAUAUUUUUGUACAAGUCUUUCCCUAUUAUCUCUUUGGGGUACAAACCCAGCAGUGCUAUGGCUGGAUCAAAGGGCAGACAGUCUUUUGGGCAUAAUUCCAAAUUGGCAUCCAGAAGUGUUGGAUCAAUUCACAACUCCUCCAGUAAUGCAUUAAUGUCCCAAUUUUGCCACAUCCCCUCCAACAUUUAUUACUUUCCUUUGCUGUUAUAUUAGCCAAUCUGCUAGAUGUGAGGUGGUACCUCAGAGUUGUUUUGAUUUGCAUUUCUCUUAAUAUAUAAGAGAUUUAGAACACUUUUUUAUGUGUUUAUUUAUAGUUUUGAUUUCCUUAACUGAAAAUUGCCCGUUCAUGUCCCUUGCCCAUUUAUCAAUUGGGAAUAAAUUGAUUUAACUCCUCAUAUGUUUGAGUAAUUAGGACUUUGUUAGAGGUUUUUCUUAUAAAGAUUUUUCCCAAUUUGUUACUUCCCUUCUAAUUUUGGUUUCAUUAGUUUUGUUUGUACAAAACCUUUUUAAUUUGAUGUAAUCAAAAUUAUUGAUUUUACAUUUUCUGUUUUUUUUCUAGCUCUCCCUUAGUUUUAAAAUCUUUCCUUUCCCAAAUAUCUGGCAUGUAUACUAUUUUGUGUUCAUCUAAUGUACUUAUAGUUUACUUCUUUAUAUUCAAGUCAUUCACCCAUUCUGAGUUUAUAUUGGUGUAGGGUGUGAGAUGUUGAUCCAAACCUAAUCUCUCCCAUACUGUUUUCCAAUUUUCUCAGCAGUUUUUGUCAAAUAGUGGAUUUUUGUCCCCAAAACUGGAAUCUUUGGGUUUAUCAUAGACUGACUUGCUGCAGUCACUGAUCCUCCCUUCUGUCUCUAAGUACCAUAUUGUUUUGAUGACACUGCUUUAUAGUAUAGUUUAAGACCUGGUAUUGCUAGGCUGCCUUCCUUCACGUUUUUUUUUUCAUUAUGUAGGAAAGCAGUUCUUAAUGUGAUCAGAGCAUGUUCAGAUAGACCUGGUACUUGGACUAAGUUUGAAAAAUUAAAGUAAGUGAUAGGAGAAAAUCAUUCACAGUUCAUGGACAAACUUAUAGAACUGGGAGGAAGAUACAUAGACAUAGACUUGAUCAGAGAAAGAGAUAUUAGACAAUUGAGAAGGGAGUUUGUAAAAGAUUGCAAGAAGUAUUUCAAAACCAGUUGCCUUAACUGGAUGAAUAUGUACCUUUAUGAAUUAAGGAGCGUGGCAGUUUAUUUUUAUAAUGGGCAUGAAAUUAAAGAUGCCAAUGAUAGUGAUUUGGUUGAUGCAUUAAGAAAGAUAAAAGUUUUAAAGGAAAAAUUGAAAGACUUCAAGAAGAAGAUGCAAAUUUUGGGUUAGCUAUGGCUUUGGUGCAAGAAUAUAAAACCCACAGAAUAUAUACAAACUAGAGACCAGUGUAUUAACAUCUGUGGAAAAGGGGGAGACCUGAUGAUAAAUUGCAGAUGCUGGAAUCAAAUAUUCAGCAAUUUAGAAAUAAUGGUAUGUGAAGAUAAUUUUAGGGUUGUGACAAAAUCCAGAUUUAAUUGGCUGCUAGGGGAAAUCCCAAAUAAAAUACCCAAGUUAGUCUGGAAAUUUAUGGUAAUUUAAUUAAUAUAGAGGGAAAUUAAGGAGGAGGGAAGAGGAUAUAGGAUUUCUCAUGCCUGGCCUGUGCCAGGGGGAGUUUAAAAUUCCUGCCUCUAGGUCUCUGAAGAAGAUUAGAGGCUUCUAAGAGAAUAAAGUUGGAAAAGUAAAGGAGGGAAACUCAGUCAGAAAUUCAUCACCGAAUUGGACAAUUGCUCAUAGCCACACUAAGAUGCCGAAAGGCCCAGCAGGCUGCUAUCAGCCAACUCUGCUGCAAAAGGUACUGGAGAGAGGAAAUGAGCCAAUAUAUAGAUCUUUCACCCUUGUGUCCACUCCUCUAAAUGCCCAUUCUUUAGUUCUCAUUUCCUUUAAUUAGAUUAUAUCUUUAGAGUUACUUAACACUUCUUUGUUAAGUUCACCUUUUGUGAGUUAAACUUUUUUGAUUAAUUUGACCUUUAUAGUUACUUAACACCUUUUUGUAUUAAGGUCUUAAAAUAGACUUAGCUUAAAAUUCUAGCUUCACUAUAAGGUAAGAGUUAAGAACCUUCAUCGUUGAAUCAGGAGAUUACAACUUUAUCUUCCCCUAAAGUACGGUCUAAGUAGGGUGGAGUAAUUUAGAGUUCCCAAGACAUUCCUGAUUUUGUUAAAGUAAGUAUUUUCAUUGUUAUCAUCAGGAAAUAGCUAAAUUCAAUCUUCACAGGUAGGAACUUUAGUAAUAACUAUUCUAGGAAAAUCAACUAUUUUAGAAAUAAUAACAAAAUUUCUGAAAUAACAAUUUUGAAAAUUAUGGAAAUGAUAGAAACAGUAACCAAACUGAAGCAAAUGACUUGUUAACAAUAUAUCCGUAAUGGGGCAUGCCCUCGAAAUAGCCAAAGGUACUUUCGAGAGGAAUCUCAGAGAGGUGGGCAUGGAUCUUGUGAGAGUAAAACUGAAUGACUACUCCAAGUAUUUAAAUUCAUAGAAUUUAAUAACAACAAAGUUACAGAGAAAGGGGUUCCUUCAGCUGAGUGAUCAGAGCAAAGAGCCAGAGACUCACACCUGCCGCACUUUACCAAAGCAAAAACCCAAAAAGAACCCACAUUGUGAGUUUCAGCAAAAUUUCUCUCCAAAGCUUAAAGACUCAUCGUGAGGAUGCAAUUUAAAAGGAUUCUGGGUAAAUGUAGUUCAGGUGUAUCAAAUUUUCUAUUUGUAUAUUUGCCCCCCCCCCCCCAAUCAUUUGGGAGAUCAGUCUCCGCAGUGGAUCAUUUUAAACAUAAUUAACUUAAAACUUUAAAGAUUUUUAACUAAAAGUAUAUAUAAUGUUGCAGUUUCUAAAGUGAAAUUAUAACAAUUUGGGCAUGAAAGAAAAUUUAAAAAAACAAUGUUAGGUGCAUUGACAAAAAGCCAAUUAGGGAGCAGUCCCCUUUUGCAUGAGACUGUACAUUCCAAAAUAAAUGCAUUCAACCCCCUGUAGUUCAAAUUCAUCAUAUCUCAAAGUUCACUCUGGAUCUUUUAGUGCAGCAUGUGGUCUCUGCAUGAAUCUUUGUGGUGCUUUCUCCAAAAACAUUCACCUUCUGGAUUCUGAGAGGUAGUCUCUUGUUCCAAAUUAGGCUCAAAUUCAAAUAAAAAUUCACAACAAUAACAUAGACCGCUGAGGAUACAGGGAUGCAUAUAGGAAUCACACAGGGAUACAUGGUUGAGUUAUAAGGCAUAUGAAUCAAUUAUUAAAAACAUCAAAGAAAACAAAUUAAAAAAUAACCACUGAGUGAAAUCUAGAAUAUCAAAAAUGUGAAAAAUUCUAGGAAAAAAUUCACAAAUUACAUCAGGUUCUUAUAACGAUCCAUGUCCCAUAAGCCUGCAACAACUAUCACUCAGUAACCCAAUUUAGCAGUCUAGACUAUAGUAAGUUGUCACAUUAUAAAAGAAAUAGAACAAGAGACUAGAUAUCAAAAUAAAUGGGAAAUAGUAUUCCCUGGUUUGACCCUUUGCUUUCUAGGAUAAUAGAGCCAAAACAGUUGAAGUUAUGGACUUGAUAGAGAGUGUGGUACAAAGAAGUCCUGCAUUUAACACAUGUUAAACAGCCUCAACCUUGAGCCUCAGACAUGAUCAGUCAUUGCACUUUUUGCACAGAAUGUCAUCAGUCCCCUUAGGAAUGGUUUGGCUCUAUUACCUUUUUGUGCUUGUGUGGCACAUCACAGGUCAACUUCUGUGCUCCUUUGUGAUCCAUUUUUCCUUGAUUCAGAUAUAUUCAUCCAGCAAAAGUCAUAAUAUUUAAAUAACUAGUGGUAGGUUGCAAUAGGCCAAAGCUUUUUGGGUACGCGUUUAUAUGCUAGGCAAAUGGACAUCUUAGCUUAUUCUAUUGCAAAAAUCAAAAGUUAAAAAAUCUUUUCAAUACUGGGGACAUGUGCUUCAAAUAUAAAAUAUGAGAGAUAAAACUCAAACAUUAUCACACAUGCAGGAAGAAAAACAAUAAUGACAAAUAUAAAAAAUGUAUUUCACAAUCACAGAGGUAACGUAUAGAGGCUACUUUCCAAAAAAUAAGAAUCAUUUCCUCUUUAAGUUGCCAUCAUCUCCAGUGUGAGUGCAAAUGAGGUAGAUAAAGCAAUGGAGGUAUAACAGCAAUAAUACGUUCAAGAAAAUACAAAAAAAAAGUUAUAGAAGGCACAAAAUGUUACAAAAAGCACACCAGGUCAAUCAAUAUAGGUCACUAAUAUAGAUUUUCUGUCUUUCUUUCUUUUUUGGUAAUAUAUGUUUUGUCCUAUAAGGGCAAUUUGUUCAAGUAGAAGGAUCAACCAAAUAUAGUGCAACAAAAUAGUACAGAUCCAGCAAUAGGGAAGUCUUAUCACAAUCAAUAGUCAAGUACAAUCAGUAUAGGCAGUUAUUCAUUAUCAACAAUGAAUACAUGAGUCUCUCCCCAAUUUUAAUGGCUGUUGGUGUAGUCAAUAGGACUUGGAAUGGUCAUUCAUAGGCAGCUUCAGUUGACCCAGUACAUUUGAAAUUCUCUAUGUACAUGCUAUCACCUGGGUUUAAAUCACGAAGCGAGAAGCCUAUGGGGCCUACCUGAACAGCAGCUCCAGAGUCAUGGACUUCUUGCAAUUGCAUUUGUAAUUGUCUGAUAUAUGUAGCAAUGGUUGUGUCUCCUCCUCACAAUGAUGUAUAGGCAGGUAUAAAUGGUUGUACCUAAAUAGGUGAAUGUCCAAAUAGCAUCUCAAAGGUGAGAUGUGUAAAUCACCUCUGGGUCGGCUUCUGAGAUAAAAUAAGGUCAGAGGUAAGAUUUUAGGCUGUUUUAAAUGAGACUUUGUACACAAUUUUCAGAUCAUAAUUUUAAGUUCUUUAUUCAUUCUUUCAACUUAGCCAGACCUCUAGGGAUGGUAUGGUGUGUAAAAUUUAGGAGUUAUCCCAAAACAUGUAUAAAUUUGCAAUAAGACCAAUUCGGUAAAAUGAGUUCCUCUAUCUGAAUCAGUACGGGCUGACUGACCAAAAUGAGGAAUAAUUUCUUUCAAGAGGACUUUAGUAGCAAAAGCUGCUUUAGUCCGAGCAGUAGGAAAUACUCCAGGCCACCUGAUCAGCUGAUUAACUAUGACCAGACAAAAUUUAUAUUGUCCAGCUGUUGACAUAGAGAUAAAAUCAAUUUGUAAAUGCUCAAAUGGUAUAUAAGCAAGGCUACCAUGAAAAGCAUGCUGAUUAAAGGCCUGAUAGGUUGGACAAACUGUACAUACUUUGGCAGUUAAGAAUUGUGUAAAAACCGUUGGGCUGUCCAUGAGCCAUUGGGCUCAUGGGGACAGUAGACCAUGGCCCAGGUCUACUGAAAACCCUUCCAGAUGAAAGCAAAGAUAUGCCUGGAAUCUUCAUGUAUAGGUAUAAAAAAGAAAGGAACACAAGUCUACUACAGUAAAGUAUGUAGGUGUGCUAGCAAUAGAAGAAAUAAUAGUGUUUAUAUUGGAAACUAUGGGGUGUCUUUUUAUAACAUGAUUGUUCACAGCCCUCAAAUGCUAGAUGAAUCGAUAGACAUGCUUGCCAUUGAGCAAUUCUGGCUUUUUAACAGGCAGGAUGGUCAUAUUGUAUUCAGAUUUACAGGGAAUUAUGAUGCCUUGGUCAAUUAGUGAAUUUAUUGCCAGGGUAAUGCCCUCAACUGCCUCCUUCUAGAGAGGGUACUGAGGAAUGGAAGGAGGUGGGCUAGAUUUUGUUUUAAUUUGGACAGGGUCAGCUGAUUUAAUGAAGUAAACAUCAGAAGAUGAUGUGGCCCAUAGAAACUCAGGUACAUCAGAUGGGAUUUCAAAAGUGGGAGACUUAUUCUCAUGACUGAAAGAAGUACGGGGAGCAAAGUUAAGGAUUCCUCAGACAAUUCCAGUAACAUGAUGGAUCCAUCUGGAGAGGAAGUUAUUGUGGCUCUAAGCUUGCAUAAAAGCUCUCCCCAUCAAAUUUAUAGGGCAGCCAGGUAUCAAGACAAAAGAGUGCUCCACAGACAGGGGUCCUAUAGACACCAUCUUAGGAGAAAGCUUUGGAACCUUUAGGGGUGUCUCCUGUGAAUUUGAAAUCUGUUGCCUUAAAAAUUACCAUUCCCAGGAGUCUACUCACUUUCUGUCUUUUAAGUGCUGACAUAAACAGGAGAUAAAUUGGGUGGAGUUCUGUGUCUAGGUCUCUUUUCCUUCCUGUCUGCAGCUUUGGUGGAGCUGGAAUUUUGAGCAGGUAGAAAACAUAGUCAUGUGGUUCUAUUUUGACAGAUAUAAAUGUUAUUAAAAAUAAUACUUGAAGUAUUGGACAUUAAUUUAACUCUUACAUCCCAAUACAAUCUGAAAUAGGUGUACUCCUCAGUACAGGUCUUAAGGUUCCAGUGUCCAAAGGACAAUCAUAAUAAGCAUUACCAACCUUUAGUGUUAUAUGAGGCUCAUUAGUAUGGGGGGUUCAGUGGAUAGGGAAAAGGGGCAGUAAGACAUCAUUGUCUAGACAAUCAAAAGCUGUAUCCUAUGAUUCCUGUGCCUCAACCCUUCCCCUACCCAUACACUUUUAUAAUCUUUAGUAAGUUCCUUGGGUUCCCCCUUGAGGGGCAUUAGCACCCUGACUACUGUUGAGGGGAUGUUUGGUUUUAAGUUAUCAGUUACCUGAUUUAUAUUCCUCGAAUUGUUAUCAGUCCUAAAGUUGCAAUUCCUGAAAUCAUUAUUGUAAUUAUUAUUUCUAUAAUUGUUUCUAUAUCUAUUAUUCCAUUGGAUAUUAUUUCUGAUUGCCUGGAAAAAAUUCCUACAGUUCAUCAUAAUGUGGCCCUUCUUCUCAUACAAGUGGCAGGUAAGGGAUUGAUAGGUUCUUGGAGAGAGGCUAGUGCCAUUAGUUGAGUAUCCCCUUUGAACUUCUCCUUUGGAGUUCAUCUUUGGAGACUGCUUUGGUGAGCUGGACUGAAGGAGGUGACUCCUUCCCGGGAACCUGCAUUGGCUUGUAGUUGAGUAGCUGGCCUUCCUUUCCUGGCUUAUGGAGAUUCCUGCCUUGGCUUUGAGGGAGGCUACAUUAGUAGACUCCUGGCUGAAGACACCACCAGGACUUCUGGCUGUGGAUUACCAGGAAAAUCCAUGUAGUAACAGAGUCUCGGGGAAGCCCUGAUGGGGCUGAGCCUGGCUUCUCAGGAGAAGGGCAGGUAGGCUUAUUAGAAUCCAUCUCUUUAGCUAAAUUUUUCCACUUUCACUCUUUCUACCUCUCUGUAAAAAAAGCUGCUGAAAGUCAUUUUGACUUAAGUUGUAAUAUUUUAAAAUCGGCAACCACAGUAUUACUUUAGAAUUUUCAUAUUUAGCAUAAAAUCUAAAUUAAAAUUCUUAUAUUACCAAGAUAUAGUCAAAAUGGGUGUAUGAUUUAGAUACUAAGAGUGAUACUAUAACUAAAUUAGGGGAACAUAGAAUAGUUUACUUGUCAGAUCUUUAGAGAAGGGAAGAAUUUAUGACCAAACAAAAGACAGAGUAUUAUAAAAUAUAAAAUAAAUAAUUUUGAUUAUAUUAACAUUUAAAAGUUUUGCACAAACAAAAUCAAUGUAACCAAGAGUAUAAGGGAAAUAACAAACUGGGAACAAUUUUUAUAUAAAUUUCUCUGAUGAAGGUCUAAUUUCUCAAAUUCAUGUAGAAUUAUUGCUUCUCAGCCUUUUGGCUAAGAUCAAGUAUAGUAUUAAAUUUAUAUAGAAUUAAGCCAAAUUUAUUUUUAUUUUUAAAAUUGCAUUAUUAUUUUAUUUUAGUAACAAAUAUUCACAAAAGUUUUUCCAAAUUAUAUAAUCCAAAUUGUCGCCCUCUUUUUCCCCCUCCACCCUCCUGGAGCUGACAAGCAAUUUGAUCUGGGCUAUAUGUGUAUUAUCAUGCAAAACACAUUUUCAUAUUAUUAAUUUUUAUAAGUGAAUAAUCUUAUAAAACCAAAACCCCAGAACAUACACCUAAAAAAAGUUCUUUCUCUGGAAAUGUAUAGCAUUCUUUCCCAUUAGUCCCUCAGAAUUGUUCUGUAUUGCUGUUAGUAGCAAAGUCUAUCACAUUUGAUUGUUCCACAAUACUGCUGUUACUUUGUAUAAUGUUUUCCUGGUUCUACUUAUUUCACUCUGCCUAGAUUCAUGUAGUUCUUUCUAGUUCUUUCUGAAAUCAUACUGUUCAUCAUUCCUUAUGACAAUAAUAUUCCAUCACCAUCAUAUGCCAUCAUUUGUUCAGCCAUCUUCAAUUGAGGAAUAUCCCUUCAAUUUCCAAUUCUUCACCACCACAAAAGGAGCCAUUAAAAGUAUUUUUGUACCAAUAGGUCCUUUCCAUUUUUUAAAAAUCUCUGUGGGAUACAAAACUAGUACUGGGUAAAAAAGUAAUGUAUUAUUUUAUAGCUCAUUAGGCAUAAUUCUGAGUUGCUCUUGCCCUCCUGAAUGUUUGGGGCAGUUCACAAUUCUACCAGCAAAGCAUUAGUAUCCCAGUUUGGGGACAUCCCUUUCAAUAUUUAUCAUUUUCCUUUACUGUCAUAUUGGCCAACAUGAAUGGUAUGAGUUGAACCUAGAGUUGUUUUAAUUUGCAUUUCUCUAGUCAAGAGUGAUUUAGAACAUUUUUUUUCAUGAGAUUAUUGAUAGUUUUGAUUUCUUCUGAAAACUGCCUAUUCCUAUCCUUACACCAUUUCUCAAUUGGGUUAGGGUUAGGGUUAGGAAUCAUAUAAAUUUGACACCGUUCUUUAUAUAUUUGAGAACUGAAACAUUAAUUGGAGAAAUUUGUCAUAAAAAAUUUCUCCCAAUUUGAUGUUUCCCUACCAAUCUUGGUGGCAUUCGUUUUGUUUGUAUGAAAAUUUUUAAGUUUAACAUAAUCAAAAUUAUCCACUUUACAUCUUGUAAUGUUCUCUAUCUCAUCUUUGGUCAUAAAUUCUUCCCUUCUCCAUAUAUCUGACAGGUAAACUAUUCUAUGUUCCCCUGAUUGACUAAUAAUAUUGCUUUUUAUAUUUAAAUAAUAUAUCCAUACUAGUGAACUUAUGGCACACAUGCCAAGAAGGGGCACUCAGAGCCCUAUUUGUGAGCAUGUCUGCUGUUGUCCCAGCACAUAGUUCUCCAGUACUAGAACUCCAGAAGGCCAUGGGCCAGGCUGCUCCCCUCCCCGUCUCUACGUAUGCUUAAAGAUAUCACCCACCCCACUAAAAGGUUCACCAACACUGUCAUAUAGUGAUUUUGUUAAGUCAAAUUUAUACAACCAGAAACCAUUCCCCAAUUGACAAAUGAUCAAAGGAUAUGAAGAAGCAAUUUUCAGAUGAAGAAAUCAAAGUUAUCAAUAAUCAUAUGAAAAAAUGUUCUGAAUCCUCUAUACAAGAAAACUGAAAGUUAACUCUUGGAUACCAUUUCUCCUCUAUCAGGUUGGCUAAUAUCACAUUAAAGGAAAGUGAUGAAUGUUGUAAUGGAAGUGGCAAAAUUGGUACACAUGCAUUUCUGGUAGAGUUGUAAACUGAUCCAAUGAUUCUGGGGAAAGUUUAGAACUAUGCCCAAAGGGGUAUAAAACUGCAUACCCUUUGGUCCUGUAAUACUACUACUUGGUCUCUAUCCCAAAGAGAUAAUAAAAAAGGGGACAGGACCUACUUGUACAAAAAUAUUUAUAGAAGGUCUUUUUGUAGUGGCAAAUAAUUUGAAAUUAUGGGGAUGUCCAUCAUUUUGGAAAUGACUGAACAAGUUGUGACCUAUGUUGAUUAUGGAAUACUAUUGUUCUAUAAGAAAUGAUAAACAAGAUAAUUUCAGAAAAAGCUGGAAAGAUCUAUGUGAACUGAUGCAAAGCAAAAUGAGCAGAACUGGGAGAACACUAUACACAUUAACAGCAAUAUUAUACAAUGAUCAUUUCUGAAAAUCUGGCUACUCUCAGCAAUGCAGUGAUCUGGGUAAUUCUGAAAAACUUAUGAUAGGGAAUGCUGUACACCUCCAAAAAAAGUGUUGGAUUCAUCUUUCACAUCUGUGUGUUUAUGGUUUUAUUUUGGGAUUUUAGUUAGGUAUGAGUUUCUCUUUAAACUGUGACCAAUAUGGAAGUGUAUUUUGCAUGACUAUAAAAUAAAAAUUAAAAAAUACUACAGACAUAAAAAGCAAUUUGGAGACUAUACCAUUUGGUGUAUAUAGGCUUAGUAUUGAUAUGACUUCAUUGUCUGUGUUAACUUUUACCAAGAUGUAAUUUCCUUCCUAUCCCUUUUAAUUAUAUUUUUGCUUUAAAUUUGUCAGGAGAGCCCAGAAAAAAACUCUGUUCUGUAAGGAUAAUUUUAGGGUGGUGACCUAAUCUAAAUUAAUUUUUGGCACCAGGGAAUAUCCCAAAUAAAAUACCCAAGUCAGUUUGGAGAUUUAUGGUGGUUUAAUUAAUAUAGAGGGAAGGAAUUAAGGAGAGGGAAAAAGUAUAGGAUUUCUCUUGCCUGGCCUGUGCCAGGGGGAGUUCAAAUUCUUCUGCCACAAGGUCUCUAAAGAAGAUUAGUGGCUUUCUAAAAGAAUAGUGUUUGGAAGGUAAAAGAGAAAGAAUAAGCCUAAACUCUGAGAGAGCUAAGUAAAGAUGCCUCACCUGAACUAGGCUACUCAGCUUCCUCCAGUAUGGUAUCAAGGAAAACUCACUGCUAAAACCAGACUAUAGCAUCCGCCACGCCAAGAUGCCGAAAUGCUCAGCACACUGCCACCAGCCACCUCUCUGCUUCCAAAGAGGCUGGAGAGAGGAAGUGAUACAAAAUAUACAGAUGGUUUUUGCAUCACUUUCCUGUGUCUCACAUGUACCAAUGGUACCUUAAGCUUGACUUGGGACAGCCCAAGGGUCUGUCGGUUAUUUCUGAUUUGUCAUGUGCUAGCAAAUGUCUGUCAUAGGCCAUCCUCCUAAACACUUAAUCCUUAAGUAUGGGUGUAGACAUUCCUGUUUUUGUUAGACUAAGUAGAAUGGAGUAAUCUAAAUUUCACAAUACCCCUGAUGAUCAUUGGGAGACUAGUCUCCCCAAUUGAUCACUAAACAUAAUCAUCCUGCACUUCCAAAUUUUCUAACUGCAGGUGCAUACAUAAUUUAACCUUCUAAGAGGAAACUACAAUAGUUAGCUAGAAGAGGGAAAUAGAAAGACAGACAGCAAAACCAAUGUUUGCUGGGCGCAUUGACAAAAACCAAUUAGGAGACAGUCCCCUUUUGGCAUAGGAGUAUACAUUCAAACAAAUGUUCAAUCAAACUUCAGUUCAAUCAACCAUACCCAAAGUUCAUUCUGGAUCUUCUUGAUGUAGUAUAGGUUUUCUGGCAUCUUUCUGCAACAGUUCAUUCUCUGGAUUUAGGAGUUAGCAAGCUUCUUCCUUGGAGAUCUUUUCUCGAACAAAAUUUCAAAAUUUUGAAUUUUUAUUAAAAUACAAUCCCCCCAGAAGUGGGUGUUAAGAAACAUCCAGUUCAGCUCAGGAUGCAUGGUUGACUUAUGGGGGUUGUAUGUGUCAAUUAUCAAAAGAAGAGAAAAAAAAGAAAAAAAAACCCAAAACAGAAAGAAAAAAAUGGAAGAAAGUUAAACUUUUGGGAGAAAGAAAAAAUAAAUAAAAUAAAAUAAAAAU